GAGAUAAUCAUCAUCAGAUAGAGAAGAACAAAGUGAAAUCAGUGUUGAGGAGAAGAACAACUUCAAGAGUCAUUUGGGACAUGGAUUUGGGAUUGUUGAGUAGCUAAUCCUUUCUUAUAUUGGGAUCGAAGUAUUCUUAGAAGCAAAGUGUUUGGUGUGAGAAGAUUGAUGAUGGCCCAAAGAAGGGAAGCAGUAAUGGGCAGUGGCAGCACAGAUGUUUUUGAAAAGGGAGAUAUCCAUUGGAAGAAAGUGAACGUUGAUUCAUCCAUUGCCAAUUCCUCUUCACCUCCAAAACCAUUGCUAAUCUUCACACCAACACUGCCUGGCGCAUACCCUGUAAUAUUCUUCUGCCAUGGCUUUUGUGUUCGCAAUAACUUCUACUCUGAGCUCCUAGCCCACAUAGUUUCACAUGGAUUCAUACUUGUCGCUCCUCAACUGUUUUGCAAUGGGUUGCCAAUGUUUGGACCUUGCGAAGUGAAAUUGGCAGGAAAAGUGGUGGAUUGGCUGGCGAAGGGGCUUCAACCUCUGCUUCCUGAGAACGUGGAAGCAAAUUUGGAAAAACUAGUUCUAUCAGGUCAUAGCAAGGGUGGAAAAACAGCUUUUGCCGUUGCACUUGGUUACGCCAAAACCACCCUCAAAUUUUCAGCACUUAUUGGCAUAGACCCUGUGGCUGGAUUUUCCAAACACUGCCAAACACUUCCUCGUAUUCUCACGCGUGUGCCUCGAUCCUUCAAUUUGGACAUGCCCGUUGCUGUCAUCGGAACUGGGCUGGGCCCAAUAAAGGGUAAGUGUUGGGCCCCACCGUGUGCUCCUGAAGGGGCGAACCAUAGGGAGUUUUUUGAUGAGUGCAAACCCCCACGUGCGCAUUUUGUGGCUUCGGAUUUUGGUCACAUGGACAUGUUGGACGAUGACACAGAAGGGGUGGUUGGGACAGUGUUGUCCAAGUGUUUGUGUAGGAAUGGGAGGGGUCCUAGGGACCUCAUGAGAAGGACCGUCGGAGGCUUGGUUGUGGCCUUCUUAAGGGCACACUUGAAUGGGCAGUGGAAGGAUUUUGAAGCUGUUUUAGGUGAUCCUAGUCAUGCUCCUACCAAACUUGAUCAUGUAGUGUACUUACCAGCCCCAAGUUAAAGCUUAGGUUUUGCUUGGAAGAAGAAAAAAAAAAAAAAGUUUGAUACAAGGGCUAAAACUACUAAAACUUUAGUUUUAGAUCCCUCAAUAAAAAAAUUGUUUGUUAUUAGUUUUUAUAAAAUAAAAUAUUUGUGUAUGUUAAUAAAAAGACAUCAUUUUCCUUUCCUUCAA
Molecule: messenger RNA, 1299 nt
Organism: Cajanus cajan (pigeon pea)
Lineage: Eukaryota; Viridiplantae; Streptophyta; Magnoliopsida; Fabales; Fabaceae
Gene: CLH1
Product: chlorophyllase 1
Biological process (GO): chlorophyll catabolic process
Molecular function (GO): chlorophyllase activity
Source: RefSeq, a predicted model, not a curated record